This is a messenger RNA of Pneumocystis murina B123, 666 nucleotides long. RefSeq lists its product as hypothetical. The coding region runs from base 1 to 459 and encodes 152 amino acids. The record is from RefSeq and is a predicted model, not a curated record. Lineage: Eukaryota; Fungi; Ascomycota; Pneumocystomycetes; Pneumocystales; Pneumocystaceae. The transcript is spliced from 3 exons. Gene Ontology annotation, molecular function: nucleic acid binding.
AUGGGUUUGGCAGAAGUAAGAAAUAAACAAAAAAUAGGGCAGGAUCCUAGAAAUAUGAAAUGGGUAAAAGAUAUAAAUAGGUUUGGAUUUAAGCAUCUUUUAUCUUAUGGAUGGAAGCCUGGGCUAGGUCUUGGGAAAAAUUACCAUGGAAAAACAGGAAAUAUUUCUAGUUUUAUUCAAAAGAAGCAAUUUAUUUUGGAUUCUUCUUUUUCUCCGGUUGGUUUAAAUGAUUUAAAUGAAAUAUUAGGACGUUUAAAUAAUCAAAAUUUUCAUACUGAAAGUCUUGAUUCGUAUAAUAAGCAUGUUAUAUUUCCAAAGAUUCAUAUGAAUAUUUUGGGUAGUAGUCUUUCAACGAGAUUUGUUAGAGGAAAACCUUAUAAAACGGAAUUUACUCAAUAUCUAAAGUAUAAAGAAUCAUAUGGAAUAUCAGAAAAUAUGCUUAGAAGGUUCAUGAAUUAAAAAUGAAAAAAAUGUUUAAAAAUAUUUAAAAAUCAUAAAUAUUAAAAAUAUUUUGCAAAAAAAUGAAAAAAAAAAAUAAUUUAUAGAUGAAUUUUAUACUUUAGAUGUGGCAUUUAAGUUUCACUUAGAUUUAUUUAAUUUUUUAUAUAUGAUAUAUUAUUGUUAAAUGUACUAAAGAUCAUUGACUAAAAUAAAUUAUAAGAAACA